Molecule: messenger RNA, 2419 nt
Organism: Anguilla rostrata (American eel)
Lineage: Eukaryota; Metazoa; Chordata; Actinopteri; Anguilliformes; Anguillidae
Exons: 10
Coding region: 660-1403 (247 amino acids)
Source: RefSeq, a predicted model, not a curated record
CACACGCGCGAGCUGUGUUGGGUACCUGGCCUGGUCCGGUCCUGUUCAGCCUGAGAACACCAUGAAGCCAACCGUAGCUGCCUGUGUUCUGCUCAUCACACUACAACUGCGACUGACAGGAGGCAUCUCAAACGGCAUCUGUCUCCUGUGGAACCCUGCCCCAAAACUCCGGAACGCGAACGCUCGCCUGGUUCCAUUCCCUCCCGUAGAAUGCGUUCUAGAUAAGACGAGGAGAUCACGAAGAUGAAGAGUAGAAAUGCAGAAAUAUCAUAAAUGAUGAGAUAUCUGGUGGACAACAAUGACAACGGUGGUAAAACUUCUAGAUGGCAAGAGAUUUGUUGGCCCUGUUAUAUGCUAUAAUAAAAUGUUGAAUAUGAAAUAUUAAAUAUGUUAUCCAUGGCCUAUAUUGUCAUCAUGACCUCAUGGCCAGAGUUUUUAUAACAACUAUUAAUUAUGAAGUUGUUCAAAUUGCAUCUGGAAUGUAAAAUUGGUAUCAGUGUCUCAUAUAUAUACAGAGGUCUGUAUUCAAUCUAACCUCAAUGUGAAUUACCCUCAGCCUUGAAUGAUGAAUUUCAGCAGGAUUUCAAAAUUGGGUUUUUUUUUUUUGUUUUUGUUUUUGAACAACCUUCUUUUCUAGCUGCCAAUGUCUGUCAAUCAUAAUGGUGGGUACAGAAAGUGACAGGCUGAAAAUGGGUUACUCAGCACUGUGGAAGAAUUCCACUCCAAUGAAUCUUUGCCUUUUGCUUGCAUUGUUAAUGAAAUUAAUUAUUUUUCCCCAUUGUUUGUUCAUGUUCUUUACAGGGUCCACUACCACACCGCCACAGGAUCGAGACUCGGGAGAGGUCUGUUCCCAGCUGAAACAGCUCCAGCAGCACAAAGCAUUAACGGGAAAGUUGAAGAUCCUGCUGGAAGCUCUGUUCGAAGCCUUCUGCAAUAAGGACCUGGCCAAAACGUCCACCUCUACCACCUUAACGUCAACCACCUUAACAUCAGCACCAGUGACUACAGCUCUCCAGACUGGCGAAAACAAAAGAGAGAAUAAGGACCAGAAACCCCCAAAGUCUGCCGGCGCUCCUGAGAAUGCCUCUCCUAAUGACAGCAAGCGAAAAGAGGAGCCACAGGCAUCUCCCAAGUCAGACAGGAAGUUCCUCUGGAUAGUCCUGGGAGUUCUGGGCGUGCUCAUGCUCGUCACCGUCCUGACCCUGAAGAGCAAGGUCCUCAUCUGUACGAGAACGUACACAAACGCAGGUGUGGCAGACAACAUGGAGGAAAAGAUGUACAGUGCAAAUGAUGACAUCGUUCUUCUGGGCGUGACACCAGGAGCUGAAGGGGAAGAUGAUUGGUGCUUUUCCCCUAAAGGUUCUCCAGGAUAUGAAGAUAUCUCACCUAGAUCGACAUGUUAAUUUAGCUAAGUCUGGGAUUAUUUAACAUUUGCAUUAUUAUUAUAAUUAUCAUCAUUAUUAUUGUUUAUAAUGCUCCCUGUCAGAUCUAUAACGCUUAUAGUGCUUCUGUUUAAAGAGGAGAACUGUGUAGGAGAGUCUGCACAAAGAAACAGUACAAGCCUUGAUGACUCGUACUCUUUUUGAAGAAAGAAAGAAAAAAGAAAGACAGAAAGAAAGAAAGGCAGCAUCCAAAGCACAGUUUGGAAAUGUUAGUGAAGAACUUCGUGUCAGUGGGCACUGAAAUCUGGAUUUAUGAGGCAAAACAAUGAAGGCUUCUGCUUCUCACUCCAAGAUGCUGGAGUGGAGUUGUUCUUAAGAUGCACACUGACCCUCCUAAACCCUACCUCCACCACUGUGACCCAGUAUCGGAGCAUGAUGAAGACGAUCCAUGGAUGUCAAGGAGAUGACUCUUAUUCACGUUGCUGAUGUGUCCAAACGGGGUGACAGUGUUUAAGUCCUGUAGAACAUCAGAAACCUCAAACUCCAGUCCGGGAGGGCCGCAGUGUCUGCAGAUUUUCGUGCUUUUUUCUCUCAAUCAGCAGCCAAUUUAGGCCUUGGAAAAAAGUCUUCUUUAAAAAAAAUAAUAAUAAUAAUAAUUCCACCUGUAGAUGGCGACCAUCGAAAGCAUCUUGGUCAAGAGACAACACGGAGGAUUCUCAAGUGUGUAUACUUGUACGUAGAGGCCUGAGGUUAUGCACAGCUGUGACAGGCCAAUGAUAUUUUUCUUACAAAAUGGCUGACAUUGAUUAUAUAUAGCAUAUGCACCUUUUAUACAGCUGGGAUAUCUACUGGAAAAAUCACGUUAAGGGUCAGUUGCAUAACUAUAUGCUGCAGUGACCUACCUGUGAUUCAAACCUGCAACACCCUGGUUUCAAACCCAGCUGAAAUGUGAAACGCAGUCCAUGGAAUUUGUCAGUUAAACUGUGAUUUCUGAACCUGCCCAGCUUGUAUUUGAGGAGGAAUAAAAAUUGCAUUUA